Molecule: messenger RNA, 1158 nt
Organism: Hordeum vulgare subsp. vulgare (domesticated barley)
Lineage: Eukaryota; Viridiplantae; Streptophyta; Magnoliopsida; Poales; Poaceae
Exons: 1
Coding region: 227-982 (251 amino acids)
Source: RefSeq, a predicted model, not a curated record
CAGCGACGCAAUCUGUUAGCUGUGCGCACCGCACUUCAUUGACCGAAUUCAAGCUCGCCGUAUGAAAAUGGCAUCCCGAGUGCGACCACCAACCACCAGAUCAAUUGCACCGGCCGCCUGCGACGGCUACCCGCCAUAAAUCUCCCAGCGCCCAACCGCCCGGCCGUCCGGCUAUUGCCGCUUCGCCGGUGGCCCGGCGCCAUGCCAGCCACACACGCCACAACCCAUGGCGGACGCCACGCCCACGAAACCCAGCAAAAAAGGUUCCUCCGAGCCCGCCGUCCACUGUGACGGCGCCAAGGCCAAGGCCAAGUCCAAGGCCGUCGUCCACGCCGACGCCGAGGACGGGCAUGCCGGCGAUGCCACGAGUCCCGCUCCUGCGCACCGGCCCCGGCUGCUGCGGUGCGCGUGCUGCGGCCUGGCCGCGCUCGCCGCGUUGGCCGCCGUGGUGAUCCUCGUCCUCUCGCUCACCGUGCUGAAGGUCCGGGACCCCGACCUGACCAUGGACUCGGUCACCGUGGAGCGCUUCCGCGUGGGGUUCGCCGACGUGCCCGACGGCCGGCCGCCGCUGCGGAUCAACGCCACGCUGGCCGCGUGGAUCGUGAUCCGGAACCCAAACUACGCGUCCAUGCGGUUCGGCGCCAGCACGACGGAGAUCUUCCUGGACGGCGUGCCUGGCCGCGUUGGCCUCGGGAGCGCGCCGCCCGGCGAGGCGUCGGCGCGGGGCGCCAGCCGGGUGCGCGGCGGCAUGGACGUGUUCGUCGACAGGGUCGCACCGGCCGUGGUGGGGGAGGUGCUGUUCGGCCGCGGCGAGGUGCGGCUCACCAGCCGCACGGCCAUGGACGGCAGAGUCAGCGUGCUCGGCGGAUUGUACGGGCGGCGCACGGUCCGCGUGGCCAUGCGGUGCCGCGUCGUGCUUCAUGUGUCCGCCGUGGUCGUCGUCGCCGGCUCUCCUUCAUGCGUCGCCGAGUUCGGUCGCUGAUGCGUGAGGACGAUGCGACGAUGUGCCGUUGCUCUGCUCGUGCUUAAUAGUUUCUUUUCUGUCGUUCAAUCCUCUCCUCGCCAUGAGACGAAUCUGACACCAUCUUUGGUUUUUGUUAUUUGUAUAUGUUGAACGUUUAAUCUAACUUCAGCGGAGUAAUUUUUAUAUGAUCAAAA